Molecule: messenger RNA, 2913 nt
Organism: Megalobrama amblycephala (Wuchang bream)
Lineage: Eukaryota; Metazoa; Chordata; Actinopteri; Cypriniformes; Xenocyprididae
Gene: nfkbiz
Product: nuclear factor of kappa light polypeptide gene enhancer in B-cells inhibitor, zeta
Exons: 11
Coding region: 310-1986 (558 amino acids)
Biological process (GO): regulation of gene expression
Cellular component (GO): nucleus
Molecular function (GO): DNA binding; POU domain binding
Source: RefSeq, a predicted model, not a curated record
GCCCUUAUUCGUUCAUUGACGCUGUCUUGAGCUGCAGUUCAUCAGAUCAAUCACAGGUAUGAAGAUCUUUUCACUGAUCAGAUUCACACAGACUCGCGUCUGAAAACAAGAACCGAAUCUCUCAUAAUGUUGUUUUAAUUAUAUUUUCAUUACAUCAAUUAUUUUGAAUGCUGGUGUCUCUAAUCCUGAAGUAUUAAUGAAGGCGUGUCCUGACGUCACGGCGCGCGUCACUCGCGAAUAAGUUCUUCAGUCAGUGUCGCGUCGCGUCAUUCAGUUCAAACUCUCACACGCGCAUCACAGCAAGAGAACAUGAUAAUUGACAGAGUUUCUGAGGACUUCUCGGGUGUUCUGGACCGGGACACCGAUGUUAUGACGAGUCCGGUCAACCUGUGGUCAUUCUACGGCUGUUCUUCUCCCACAGAACCGAAUCUGUCGGCCGGAUCUCCGAACUCUGAUUCGGAUCAGAGCUGGAGCGAUGCGGGUAGUCCGCGAAACAGCUUCAACGCAGAAGAUCUGGGCGCGCGCAGACCGAGUCGGUAUCAAGGUGUGCGCGUGAAGAACACCGUCAAAGAGCUGAUCAUGCAGAAACGUCAUCAUGAGAUACAGGUUCAGCAAUAUCAAAUUGAGAGUGAAUAUCCAGUUACAACCCAUUUGCUGCAGAGGAAGAGGGAAGCAGAGAAUCCGUCUCACUGUCCUGUGAAACGACUGCGAGCCGCAGAUGGAAACGCCCUGUCUCCAUGUGCCCAAGAUGAGAACAUGUUUUAUGAUCGUGAGAUGCUGGAGGACAUCGGUGAGGUCCUGUCCAUUGAGUCUGUGACCGUGAGGGGAUGUCCAGCGCCAGUGUGUCGUCCUGCUCAGGGUCAAGAGUCUCUUCUGGCCCUGUACACUGAACCUGAGAGCCGCAUGUACACCGACUGCCGUCUGAUGUUGCCCGCGCAGGGCACUUACACGCCCUCCAUCCCGGCGCUGGGCUCUCUCCAUGUGACCGCAGACGCCCCAGUGUCCUUCUUCCAGUGGCAGAUCCAGCAGGAGGAGGAGAAACUGGCCGCUUUGAGCCCUGUGGAGCUCACCACCAGAGACGGGGACGGAGACACGUUCUUGCACAUCGCAGUGGCUCAGGGCAGAAGAGCGCUGGCGUUUGUGCUCGCCGGAAAAAUGGCCGCCAUUGAAAUGCUGGACAUGAAGGAACACAACCACCAGAGCGCGUUCCAGGUCAGUGUUGCCGCAGAUCAGCACCUGAUUGCACAAGACCUGCUUUCACUCGGAGCUGAAAUCAACACCAUGGACUGCUGGGGCCGAUCCCCGUUACACGUGUGUGCUGAGAAGGGCCACGCCUCCACACUGCUGGCCAUCCAGAAAUCCAUGGUGACGAGUGGGCGGCAGGUCAAUGUGGAGGUGGUCAACUAUGAUGGCCUCACCCCUCUGCACGUGGCAGUCCUGUCCCAUAAUGCCGUGGUGCAGGAGCUGCUGUGUGGCGGGACGCCCCCCUCCGCUCAGAGUCCGGCUCUGCUGCAGAAGAGGAAGCUGCUCUCCGAGUGUAUCGCCACUCUGCUGCUCAUGGGCGCUUCGCUGGACACCAAGGUGAAGGUGGUUCUGCAGCCGCUCCAGGCGCCGCUGUGUCUGAUGUUCCCGACUCACGCGUUUUCUCCGUGUUCCAAACAGGACCGCAAGAGUGGCCGCACCGCUCUGCACAUGGCUGCCGAAGAGGCCAACAUCGAGCUGCUGCGCCUGUUUCUGGAUCAGCCCAGCUACUUCUCUGUCAUAAACGCAAAGGCGUUCAACGGGAACACGGUGCUGCACAUGGCCAGCGCGCUGCAGGGUCGGCAGGCUCAGGUGGACGUGGUUCGGUUACUGCUGAGACGAGGAGCCGAUCCCAGCGCCAAGAACCUGGAAAACGAGCAGCCGGCCCAGCUGGUGCCCGAGGGUCCGCUGGGAGACCAGGUGCGUCGGAUCCUGAAAGGUAAAGGAGCGCAGUCCCGCUCCUGAGCGUCCGUCCCGUUCUUCCCUUAGGAAUCGCUGUCAGUCAGGCAGUCCGGUCUGUACAGAUUCAUUUGCCACUUCAGGCAGAUGUCGGUUGUUUCUAUGAAACAGUUUUAUCAUUGUUCACUACUGAGUAGUAGACGGCACAGGAAAGUGAGAGCAACAGUUCAGAGAAUCUGCCUGACAAUAGAAGAAGAGUCCAGUGUAAUGAGGAGGGUCAGGAUGGGUUAUUCCAAAAGUGAUAUCAUUAAUAAACAGAAGACACAACGUUAAAGAGAAGGAAGUGAAGCGUGUUCGUUCACAUUCAGUCACUGGAUUGAACAGUGAAUCUUCUUCUGUUGUUCAGUAGCAGAUCUGAAGUGUUGCAUUUGGCUCUGGUGUGUAAAGGGUUGUAAAGUAUAAUCUUCAAACAGUGUAACUAUAUCCGUAUUGUUGUUAUUAUCACUCUCGUGUGUGUUUAGUCAGAAGGUUUGCGUGUUAAACAUUAUCAACGGUCUUCACUGAAGAUGGUAAUCAGUAACUUUAAACCAGUUGGACCAGAACGUCCUUGAUUGUUGACUUAAGGCGUGUUUCAGCAUGUCAUUUUAGGACUUUCCUCCAUUGAUAAUUAACUUUUUUGUGAGGUCAUGUGAUUCUCUAUCCUCUAAUUAUCCUGGAUUAAUAUUUAAAUGAUUCAGUUUGAUUGUAACUGUUAUUCUCAGGUCUAAAAUAGGGUUAAAGGUGAUUCUUUAUGAAAACAGAGAUUUUAAGAGCUCAUAUUGAUUGUAUCUGUAUGAUUUUGCUGAUGUUCAUGUUCAUGAGGUGAUGGUUUCGUGUUGUUCUGUAUAUAUUAUGGCAGGAGUGGGUUUGUGUUUCUCUGCAGGUCACUUGAUAUUCUGUAAGUUGUAAUUGUCAACUGUAAUUCAGUCCUAAAUAAAAAUUUCCUUGUUAGCA